AGAGUAUCUUGGGCCCAGCGAAAUCGCGGUAGCCUUACCGCCCCAGCGAGACCUUCGGCCCCCGCACGCUAUGCCACCGGCCACCCCUCCACCCUCCGCCUCCUCCUAACCCUAGAAUCUUCGAGAAGCACCCGGCGAGGAGCGCGCCGCCGCGGCGCUUCCGGAAGCUUCUGGAAGGAGGAGAGGGAGAGAGACAGGGGGGACGGCCCCGCAGCGGCGGCGGCGGAGAUGGGGACGUCGGAUCUGGACCGGCAGAUCGAGCAGCUGAAGCGGUGCGAGCCGCUCACGGAGGCGGAGGUCAAGGCGCUCUGCCUCAAGGCCAUGGAGAUCCUCGUCGAGGAGAGCAACGUCCAGCGCGUCGAUGCCCCCGUCACCAUUUGUGGAGAUAUCCAUGGACAAUUCUAUGACAUGAAAGAGCUGUUCAAGGUUGGAGGUGAUUGCCCAAAGACAAACUAUCUGUUCCUUGGGGAUUUUGUUGACCGAGGAUUCUAUUCUGUUGAAACAUUUUUGCUUCUUUUGGCUUUAAAGGUUAGGUAUCCAGACCGUAUAACUUUAAUACGAGGAAACCAUGAGAGCAGGCAGAUCACACAGGUUUAUGGAUUUUAUGAUGAGUGCCUUCGCAAAUAUGGCUCAGUCAAUGUCUGGAGAUAUUGCACAGAUAUAUUCGACUAUUUAAGUUUGUCUGCACUUAUCGAAAACAAAAUAUUUAGUGUCCAUGGAGGCCUUUCUCCUGCUAUCACGACACUGGAUCAGAUAAGAGUAAUAGAUCGCAAGCAAGAAGUGCCUCAUGAUGGGGCCAUGUGUGACCUUCUAUGGUCUGAUCCAGAGGAUGCUGUAGAUGGUUGGGGAUUGAGUCCUCGAGGUGCAGGAUUCCUCUUUGGUGGAAAUGUAGUUUCAUCAUUUAACCACUCAAACAACAUAGAUUAUAUUUGCCGUGCGCAUCAACUUGUCAUGGAAGGGUAUAAAUGGAUGUUCAAUAACAAGAUUGUAACUGUAUGGUCUGCCCCUAAUUACUGCUACAGGUGUGGCAAUGUUGCUGCAAUCCUAGAGCUGGAUGAGAACCUUAAUAAGAAGUUCUGUGUAUUUGAUGCUGCACCACAUGAAUCAAGAGGUGUUCCUUCUAAGAGGCCUGCACCAGAUUACUUUCUGUGAUGCUGCACAUUGAACGCCUGCGCUUGCUGCCUAAUUUAUGCUUUCAAGCACUGGCACUGGCAGGCAAGCUUUGUGGAUGAUGCCCCAUGUUGUAAGAAGCGCUCAGGCCUUACAAGGGUCCUUCCAGAAGGUGUUUUCAGGAUGUCUAAAUCUAGUGUGUCGCGGUCUCCUUUCAGGUCUUUGAUUUGUAAGAGAGUUGAUGCUGGCAUCCAGUUUUUCACAGAAUAGCUCCCAUUUGAGCUCGAGAAACAUGCUUCUAUGAAGGGGGUUUCAUGGGGUGUGUGCCCUAGUACAUGAUGUAAAAUUUUGUCGUGGUGCCUCGUCCCUAAGAAAAUCCAUUGCUAGAAUCUGGAGGGGUUGCAGGUGGUGUGCCUGAAUAUCUUACCUUGUUUACGCUGGAACCUGCAGGAAAUUUUGUAGCUGACAUCUGCAAGCUGUUAGUAGGAAAGCAUGUUGUCCAGUACCUUUUGCGACUAGAACUAACUUGACUGAAAUAUCUGCAUGUAAUGUAACAUGCUCUGGCAGCUUUUCUAAUUUAAAUAUGCCUAGCUGUAAGCUUACUAAGUACAUUUGAUACUCUGUUGUGCCUUA
This is a messenger RNA of Panicum hallii, 1743 nucleotides long. RefSeq names its product serine/threonine-protein phosphatase PP-X isozyme 2. Bases 229 to 1152 code for a protein of 307 amino acids. The transcript has 8 exons. Gene Ontology annotation, cellular component: nucleus; cytoplasm. The record is from RefSeq and is a predicted model, not a curated record. Gene Ontology annotation, molecular function: protein serine/threonine phosphatase activity. Lineage: Eukaryota; Viridiplantae; Streptophyta; Magnoliopsida; Poales; Poaceae. Gene Ontology annotation, biological process: peptidyl-serine dephosphorylation; double-strand break repair via homologous recombination.